Molecule: messenger RNA, 1266 nt
Organism: Prorocentrum cordatum
Lineage: Eukaryota; Dinophyceae; Prorocentrales; Prorocentraceae
Source: the annotation of a GenBank genome assembly
GUCUGGGGCUUCGCGAGCGCGCACUUUGUCGGCCACUCCUUCGGCACGUUCCUCGUGUCGUGGAUGCUGCGGUACCAGCCGGGGCACGUCGAGAGGUGCACCUUUGUGGACCCGGUGUGCUUCAUGCUGCUCAAGGCCGAGCUCCCACGGAUGGAGGCCAUGCUCGCCGAGAUAGCAAAGAUGCAGGGGCCCGGCGGCUUCGACUUCGUGGUCGUCUGCUGCUCCAACCUGGCCGCCGAGAACUUCUGGCAGCAGCGCCUCGAGGCCACGGUCGAGGAGGUCACUGGGUCGAAGGCGACGGUCCUGUGCGUGCACGAGGACUGGAACGGCGGGGCUGGCAACGGCCUCGGCACGCUCUACGCCUUCCAGAAGGCGGCCGCCAAGAGCGCGGCGUCGGGCGGCCCCGACUUGGCCAAGGCGAUGCGCGACGGCUCCAGCGUGGCCAUCUACCACACCGCCGGCAAGGGCACCCGCAUGGCGCCGCUGCCCGGCGCGGAGAACAACAACAAGCCCGGCGUGAAGUUGCCGGGGCUGCUAAAGGUCGGGGACGACCUCGUGCCCAUCACCGUGCUCGAGGCGGUGCUACGACAGACCAGCAGCUACGCAAGCGUGCGCCCUGGCCGCUGCUCCGUCUUCUGGGGCGACCAGAUUUUUGUGCCGUCCUGCGGCAUCAGGGCGUGCGACGCCCCCGCGGACAUCCUCGCCGCGCUGAGACCGAUGCCCACGGAGGAGCAGUGGAAGGAGGAGGCCCUGCACCAGUACGGCCUGAUUGCCGUGGACCCCCGCGGGGCCGCCACGCAGCUGGAGAAGGUGCUGGUAGAGGGCCACGAGAUCCAGGAGGUUCGCCCCGACAACCACCUCAACGCAGUGGAGAUGAUGUUGAAGUAUUUUGUGAUGACGGAGCUUUUCGUGUGCAAUUUCGUGAACCGAUGUUUCUUCUGGGAGGACAAGAGUCCCAGUUGGAGCUGGACGCCAUCGACGACAUGGACUGUUUGUUGGUGCUUGAGUCGAUGGACCGCAUCGUGCCCACACACUCCAUUCGGCGCCUCGCCCUCACGGAGCAGCACCGCCGCCGCGCCCUGCGCGGGCGCUGCGCGGGCCGCCCGGGCGAGGGCGCCCAGGAGGGGGCGGAGCCGGCCGGCCUCGACGUGCUGUGGCUGGAGGACCAACCACACGCGGGCUUCCUCGUGGACCAGGAGGCGAACAUCAGGAGGUCGGAACCAGGCUCCGGGCGUUCCACAUGGCGGGGGAGAGCCAGUGUUUUAG